AGUCACCUCUCCUGCCGUACUGGUAGACACCAGUUUUCCACUUGGAAGUUUUUGGACAUUAACAGAAAUGUUCAUAGCAUCAUGGAUCUGGGGAACAGUGAUGUUACUCUGUUGUGGGUUUUGGUUUCUCCUAGGGAGGCGGAGGAGGCGAGAAGGCGAGCCACCACUUGAAAAUGGGUUCCUCCCAUACCUGGGCUGUGCCCUGCAGUUUGGUGCCAACCCUCUUGAGUUCCUCAGAGAAAAGCAGAAGAAGCAUGGCCACAUUUUCACUUGCCGAGUAGCAGGGAAAUACAUUCAUUUCCUCACUGACCCUUUCUCAUACCAUGCAUUGAUACGCCAGGGAAAACACUUGGACUGGAAAAAGUUCCAUUUUGCUACUUCUGCCAAGGCUUUUGGGCAUGGCAGCAUUGACCCAGCAGAGGGAAAAACCAAUGAAAACUUCCAUCAGACUUUCAUUAGAACCCUUCAAGGUAAUGCCCUAGAUGCCCUCGUUGAAGCAAUGAUGGAAAACCUACAGUACGUCAUGGUGCAGUCAAGAACAUCCAAACUUCAGUCUAACGCCUGGGUGACAGAAGGACUUUAUACGUUCUGUUGCCAGGUGAUGUUUGAGGCUGGCUUUUUAACACUUUUUGGUAAAGAAUUUAAUUCAAAUCACGACAAAAGUCUACCCUCAAAGCAGGAAACUGAGAGAGCUCAUAUCCUAAAUGCCCUUGAAAACUUCAAGGAAUUUGAUAGGAUCUUUCCAGCCCUCGUGGCGGGGCUGCCUAUCCACCUCUUCAAGAGUGCCCACAGCGCACGUGAGAAGCUGGGAGAGGCACUCCUCCACAAGAACCUCCAGAAAAGGGACAACCUCUCUGAGCUAGUCACCCUCCGCAUGUUCCUGAAUGACACUCUGUCAACCUUCGACGACAUGGAAAAAGCGAAGACCCACGUGGCGGUGCUCUGGGCCUCGCAAGCCAACACCAUUCCUGCCACGUUUUGGAGCUUGUUCUAUCUUCUUAAGAGUCCAGAAGCAAUGAGAGCUGCUACCAAAGAAGUGCAGAGUGUUUUGGAAAGUGCUGGAGAGAAGAUCAGCUUAGAUGGCAAACGUAUUUCCUUGAAGCGAAAACAGCUGGAUAAUAUGCCAGUUCUAGACAGCAUCAUCAAGGAGGCAAUGAGGCUGUCGAGCGCAUCCAUGACUUUCCGAGUUGCCAAGGAGGAUUUCACUUUGCACUUAGAGAACGAUUUUUACAACAUUCGCAGUGAUGAUAUCGUAGCUCUUUAUCCUCAGCUGCUGCAUCUUGAUCCCGAAAUCUAUGCUGAUCCCUUGACAUUCAAAUACGAUCGCUUUCUCAAUGAGAAUGGAGAAGAAAAGACUGACUUCUACCGCAACGGUCGCAAGCUGAAGUAUUACUAUAUGCCAUUUGGGACGGGCAUAGCAAAAUGUCCUGGCAGGUUAUUUGCUGUCCAUGAAAUUAAACAAUUUUUGACUUUGAUAUUUUCAUAUUUUGAGAUAGAGCUGGUAGACAAUAAUGUGCAAUGUCCUUCUUUAGAUCAGUCCCGGGCAGGACUGGGUGUUUUGCAACCAGUCAAUGACAUUGAUUUCAGGUAUAGGCUGAAAUGUCUAUAAAUACAUAUUUAAUAUUACACAUGUAAACUAUGUACUAUAUGAAUACACUAUGUAACAUAUAC
Molecule: messenger RNA, 1671 nt
Organism: Eurypyga helias (sunbittern)
Lineage: Eukaryota; Metazoa; Chordata; Aves; Eurypygiformes; Eurypygidae
Product: cholesterol 7-alpha-monooxygenase
Exons: 6
Coding region: 68-1609 (513 amino acids)
Biological process (GO): cholesterol homeostasis; cellular response to glucose stimulus; cholesterol catabolic process
Molecular function (GO): heme binding; iron ion binding; cholesterol 7-alpha-monooxygenase activity
Source: RefSeq, a predicted model, not a curated record